Molecule: messenger RNA, 1368 nt
Organism: Lachancea dasiensis
Lineage: Eukaryota; Fungi; Ascomycota; Saccharomycetes; Saccharomycetales; Saccharomycetaceae
Source: the annotation of a GenBank genome assembly
AUGGAUGCUGAUCAGAACCUCCAAGCAACCAAAGAUGGUGAGAGUCAACAACCCGCACAAGAAGAGCAAUCGGUCGACAUACGCAGGGACAUCAAAGAUAUAGUGCACUACUUAAUCUUCAACCCAGAGGCAAACCAUGUUUUAAUGCCGCUUUUGAUCAUUUUCGAGUCUCUAGCUCUGAAGUGGAUCAUAAGAAAUGUCGACUAUACGGAGAUUGACUACGAGGCAUAUAUGGAGCAAAUCUGGGCGAUUAAAGAUGGGGAGAGAAACUACAAAUUGAUCGAGGGCGGCACUGGCCCAUUGGUCUAUCCUGCAGGCCAUGUUUGGAUUUACCGUGCAAUGGAAAUCAUUACGGAGGGAUUGGAUGACCUAAAGUCGGGGCAGACUGUAUUUCGAUACCUCUACAUUGUAACACUGAUGUUACAAAUGGGUUGCUACGCGUUAUUACAACUACCGCCUUGGUGUGUAGCUUUGGCGGUCUUUUCCAAACGGCUGCACUCCAUUUACGUUCUGCGAUUGUUCAACGAUUGCUUCACUACUCUCUUCAUGGUCUUUACCGUCUUUAUGCUUCUUCUUUCCGCUCGCAUGCAGCAGCGAGCCCUAUGUAUCGUUGCCAGUGCAAGUUAUUCAAUGGCUGUGAGUAUCAAGAUGAAUGCACUCCUGUACCUGCCAGGUGUCCUACUGGCCAUCUUCAAACUCUCAGAGGGUCGUCUCGCAUUUACGCUGGGUUGUAUUGGGCUUAUUGUUGGCUGGCAGUACUGUAUUGCGCUCCCAUUUGUUCAGCAGCAUCCUCGUGAGUAUUGGUCGACAGCAUUUGAUUUUGGCCGUCAGUUCAUGUACAAAUGGAGCAUCAAUUGGCAAUUUGUCGAUCAAGAGGUCUUUGAGGAUCCAUGGUUUCAUCGAACACUUUUGGUCAGUCAAGUGGCCACCUUGGCCCUGUUGCUACUAACACGCUUCCAUUCUGAUAUUUCCGAAGUCUGGGCUUCGAUGAGGGCCCUAAGGCAUCCCUUUACUCCGGUCCUGAGUGCAUAUCAAGGUUUUAAUCGCCCCAGCAUGCCGGACAUUGGCUACAUACUGUUGGUAACAAACUUUGUGGGCGUUGUAUUCUCUCGAUCACUUCACUAUCAAUUUCUCUCAUGGUACCACUGGACCUUGCCCGUGAUGCUGUAUUGGUCUAAACUGCCACUGCUACCGGCCGUUGUCUGGUAUACCAUCCAUGAAUACUGCUGGAAUAGCUACCCGCCAAAUGCAGCUGCCAGUGCUGGCUUGUUCACGGUGAACAGUUUGCUGUUGCUCGUAUUGUUCCUACAAACUCAAGCACCGAAAACACCAAAACUAACAAAUGUAAUGGCAAAGAAAAUACAGUAG